UGGGCGGGGUGGGGGUUCGAAGCCUGUCCUGGAAUCCGGCCCUGUUUACCGGCUUCUGUCAGGCCGAGCAUUGAUUCAGGGAGCGGGAGGGUUCGGCAUCGGUUUCAGCCGCCGGCCUCAGCGUUGGAUACAGGGAGAGAGGGAGUGGCUCAUUUCCCGGUGCUGUUAGCACCGGAGAGCGGCCUGACCGGUGGUAACAUGAAGAUCUGGAGCUCGGAGCACUUGUUUAGUCAUCCAUGGGAGACGGUCAUCAAAGCUGCAAUGCGGAAAUACCCUAAUCCCAUGAACCCCAACGUGGUGGGAGUGGAUGUGUUGGAGAGAAAUCUCGAUACUCAAGGAAGAUUGCAUAGCCAACGUCUGUUGAGUACAGAGUGGGGACUUCCCAGCAUUGUUAUGGCUAUCCUAGGUACAAGCAGGACCACUACGUAUAUUAAAGAACAUUCUGUUGUAGAUCCAGUUGAACGGACAAUGGAACUUAGUUCUUCUAAUAUAACUCUCAGUAACCUUGUAUCAGUUGAUGAAAGACUGAUAUAUCGACCUCAUCCUGAGAAUCCAGAAAAGACCAUUUUGACCCAGGAGGCAAUAAUCACAGUGAAAGGAGUUAUUUUAAGUAACUAUUUGGAAGGAUUAAUGGCCAGCACAAUUUCUGCUAAUGCUGGAAAGGGCUGCAAAACAAUAGUGUGGGUGUUAGACGAGAUAAAUAUGGAGAAUGAAGAAUUGACAACGUCUGUCCAAGAAAAUAUGAAGUUUGCAAUGGCCGCGGCAGCUGCCAAAGAUUUAUGGUUAGCUUUUGCUGUGCCACCCUUUGACAUCUGUUCAGGAAAUUCACUUAGUAACUUGCGUUCUGUGUCAUUUUAAGGUGCAACUCAUGCCUUUUUUCAGAGAGAAGAAUAUAAGCUACAAAGUUGACCUUGAAUGUAUCAAACAACUUUCAAACCUUUUCAGUUUCUUAAAAUAAAACAACCAGCAGGCAAGCCUGUGAAUAUGGGAUGCCACAUUUGGGAUUCUUUAUUAAAAAAUUAUGUUUUUGUAACAUCCUUCACUAGUCAAACUUCAGAUCUACAUAGAUAAAUCAGCAUGGUACAUGUGAAAAAGACUUAUUCUCACAAUGGAGUUGGAGAUGAUGGACAAACAUAUACACUUGAAUUAUGCACUGUCUUGUAUUUGAUGCAAUGCAUUGGACUAAUACUUGAAUGUGGAGUUGUUAAAGCAUCAUUGCCUUAGGCUUUGAAUCAAUAAAAUGAAGUGUAUGUAUUUCGGAAUUACGUUUACAUGGUCUUGCAACCUUACAUCAGCAAGUUUUAUAACUUUUUUUAAAAUCAGUGUUUAGGUUGGAAUUUAGGUGUGUAAUUUUUGAGGAAGAUCUAUCCAUAUGAGAUGUGAUAUGGAGUGAGCAGGGGUGCAGGCUGGAGAUCCUGAAGCACAUUAUUAAUACCUUACUCCUAAACUUGGUUUCAAACUCAUUUCUGAUUAAGUCAUCUGAAGUACGUUGACUGAAUUGGAACUAUCAAUGUGAGCUCUAUCAAUGUCACUCUGACCAAUGAUUCUCAAAUUGACUUAUGUUGAAGUGGUUAUGAAAGUGUAAAGCUACUCUGUGACAGUUAUGUUUCAGUCAUAUUUGGGUAAUUUCCUUUCUAUCAAAACAGGUCAGUUGCCAUGCUUCCAUUGUAUUGGGGUUGAAGGAUUAUUGUGCAAAUCUACUUUUGUAAACUUCCCCAGCACUCAGUGCUUGUCAUUUGAACUAAUUUUACAUAUUACAAGAAAGCCAUCUUUUUUAUACACAACUAGUCGCGUACACAUUGCAUUACUCAAAUUCUAUUCUUGUCAGUAUAUAAUCACACAAGCAGAUGUCUCCAAUCCCAGGUAUCUAUCUUUACUCACCCAAGCAGGGCUUCUUUAUCUCAUUCUAGUCUGGCUCUAUGCCUGGCAACUGUUUGUGUUUACCUUGUCUAUUUAUCCUCAUCACCCCCUUCUGUCUCCUGACCAGUUAAUUCCUUAUGAUCCCUGAGGUCUUUCUGGAGAGUUCUGCUGAUAUCAGCCCUGUGGUGUACAAGGUUCGUCUGGAGAAUUGUGCUAACCUUUGGUUUUACUAAAAACAUAGAAAUCCCUGCUUAACUCUUACAGCAGAAUGACAUCUAAUGGGAAACAUUUUGUUUUGGGUUUUGCAAGCUUGGGCUGGUCGAGUAUGGUCUGUACCCUAUAACAAACUGAAGGAACAUGCUGCUUGAUUUGAUCAGCUAAUUUUUGGGACAUACAACCCACAUACCUGGCAUCACACCAGCAGUGAAAUUCAUACACAAUGUUGCUCAAUUGGGGAUGGGGAGGUCAGUUCUCAGCAGAGUGGGUGGAUAAGGACUCUGCAGGGAGUAGU
Molecule: messenger RNA, 2371 nt
Organism: Carcharodon carcharias (great white shark)
Lineage: Eukaryota; Metazoa; Chordata; Chondrichthyes; Lamniformes; Lamnidae
Product: PRELI domain containing protein 3A-like
Exons: 6
Coding region: 199-858 (219 amino acids)
Biological process (GO): phospholipid transport
Cellular component (GO): mitochondrial intermembrane space
Molecular function (GO): phosphatidic acid transfer activity
Source: RefSeq, a predicted model, not a curated record